Messenger RNA from Leptinotarsa decemlineata (Colorado potato beetle), 978 nucleotides. Its product is annotated as sodium-coupled monocarboxylate transporter 1. Gene Ontology annotation, cellular component: membrane. Gene Ontology annotation, biological process: transmembrane transport; sodium ion transport. The record is from RefSeq and is a predicted model, not a curated record. Lineage: Eukaryota; Metazoa; Arthropoda; Insecta; Coleoptera; Chrysomelidae. Gene Ontology annotation, molecular function: symporter activity.
AUUGGAGCCAUCGUCAGCGCGAUAUGUAUGGCUACUAUAAUAGGUGGAAACAGUUAUUAUAAAGCGAAUGGUUUAUUGCGGUAUCCACAUAAACCAGUGUCUGUCGAAGAAUGUGAUUUUUCUGGAAAUACUACUUCAUUCUCCAGCAUACCCACUGAAACUUAUAUCUUCCCAGUCUUCAAAAUAUCUUUCUAUUGGUUUUCGAUGAUCGGGGCAUCCAUUUGCAUGAUCGUUGGCUUGGCAAUCAGCUAUAUGUCAGAAGAAAAACAACCACCUGUUGCAAAAGAACUCUUGAGUCCUAUCAUUUAUGGCCUUAUAGAUGAAGAGACAUACAUAAACAAAAUGAACCUCGAUUAUUGCAGUGUAGAAGAUGCUGCAGGUAAACAUGAUUCGAGAAGGAGGAUGUCCUCAAAGUGGGAAGCAAUGAGAGAAGAGAGGUUGCGAAAGAUUUCUAAAUUAUCUACCCUAUCCGACAAUAUUGAUAUCUGAGUUAUUCAAACUAAACAGACUCAUAAAUUGGGAAAUAUUUGAUUAUCAGUGAUAGUUUUUGAUAUUCCAGCUUAUUUUUUCAAUCAUGACUUUGGGAGAGUUUACUCACAAAAAUGCUAGCAUGGAAUUUCAGUAGUUUAUGUUUUCAACUUAUUAUUUCAGUAUUCACCAUUUAGGGAGUGAGAAAUCAAGGGUGUGUAGACUGAAAACCGUUCCAUCAGAUAUAUUUUUAUGUGGAUAAGAUGAAUUAAUACGAAAAUAAUCGAGGAAUAAUCAUUUUUCAACAAUUGAGGAGUAGAUAUUUUAUUGUAGCGACUUUUCUCCGUUGAUAACAAUGCCUCUAGGCAUUAUCAAUAAUGUUCAGACAUGUAACUACUCCGAACCAUUUUCAGAAAACCUAUUCCUGGAUCAUUCCAAAAGUGAGGAUAUUAUUUUAUUUUUUAUCGACCUUUUUUUUGGGUAAUUGUUACCUUCCACAAUCUGAAAAAA